Drosophila bipectinata is the source of this 1560-nucleotide messenger RNA. Its product is annotated as shootin-1. Lineage: Eukaryota; Metazoa; Arthropoda; Insecta; Diptera; Drosophilidae. Gene Ontology annotation, cellular component: cytoplasm; cell leading edge; axonal growth cone. Gene Ontology annotation, biological process: neuron projection morphogenesis; positive regulation of neuron migration. The record is from RefSeq and is a predicted model, not a curated record.
AUGGCCGAACGUCGAGGUCGCAUUCCUGUGGCCAGGUUUCGCACCCAGGAGGCCAAGACCCGCAGCAGGAGUCGCGUCCGGGAGCCAGACUAUAAUGAGCAGGACCCGGAGCACGAUGUGUUCACGCUGCUGGAGGACAACAUCGCCCUGAGGGAGGAGAACAAAGCGCUCAAGCUUGAGAUCGAAACACACAAAACCACUCAGGAGGAGCAGCAAGCUCAGCACGAGAAGCUGUGUAUCCAACUGGAGUCCCUGCAACAGCAGCAGGCCAACUUUGAGUCCCAAAUCAAGGAGUUGAGCUCCAAAUUCAACAAGGCUUUGAACGAGAGGAAUGCUUUAGAUAAGUUGCACAAAAUGAAGGUCGAUCAGAUCCACAAUCUCACCAGCGAGCUGGAGCACAUGCGUGAAAAGCAGCAUGAUCAGAGUCCAGGACCUAUCUCCCGACCGGUUAUCGGUUCGGUGGAGCUUAAACGCAAACUAUUCAAGAUUCUGCAACAAGGUAGUGCCGAUAGUGCCGACAGUCUUGGUAAUCAUGACCUGGAUAGUUUGGUGGAUGUGAACUCGGAGGGAGUGCCUAUUACCUCGGGCCUGAUGGAGCGUUUAGCCGAUGAGUUUCUUACACUCAAGCAUUCAACUAAUGCAGUGGAGCUACAGCUUUAUGAAGCCAAUGAAAAGAUGUCGGAGCUAUUAGAGCAGCAACACUCAUUGGAGGAGGAGAACGAAACACUACGCACUGAGAACAGCAACCUUACCAAAGUGGCCAAGUUGCUCACCGAAAACAUGAAGGAGAGUGUGGAAACUAGCCAGAAAAUGGAGGCGGCGCUGAUCAAACUAAAGCAACGCAACGACGAGCUCACUGCCAGGACCCGGGACCUUACUGAUGGACAGCCGGGCACCAGGACCAGUACCACAUCGAGCGUGCUAAAUGAACAGGAGGAAUUCGAGCAGAUCCAGGAUCAGGUGCAGCAGCAGGCCCGCGAGCACAAUGAGCGCAUCGUGGAAAUGCAAAGUCUAAUGGAUGCGGCUAUUGCCAAAACUACUAACGAUGAACUAAAAAAAUUACAACUUAAGUUGGAGAUUCUCGAGGAGCAGCUGCGCGAGGCAGUGCUGCGGGCUGAUCGCGCCGAGGAUCAACUGGCGCGCUACCAAGAGGCCGAGCAAAAGUCCCUGGCAGCUCCACCUCCGCCGCCGCCACCACCGCCUCCGCCUCCCAUGCCGGGCAAGCUGUUCGCAGGGGCAUCUGGUGGAGACUGCGGAGGUGGGAGCUUCAGUGAGAACAUUGCUGGCCACAGUUUGCGCAAAGGCAGCGGCGACAAGAUUAUCGAUAAUGUGAAGCAUCAGGUACAAGCCGAAGCAGCAACAGGUCUUGACGCUCUAGUGCGGGAAUUCAAGUCGGGCGGCGUGACACUGCGGAGGCGAAAUCGACGCAAGACCGGCACCAGCGAGGCCCUCAAGGAGAUGUUCCAGGUUUUGGAGAUAAGUCAGAAGCAGAAUCGCAACUCCAAGAUAUGCGUGGACCUGCACUCAUCCCGCGGAGUGGAUGUAUAAUCCUCGAACUGC